ACAGUCAGCAUGAGCAACACCGGCAUGAACAUGAGGGGCAAGAUCACCUUCUACGAGGAGAAGAACUUCCAGGGCCGCUCUUAUGAGUGCAUGAAUGACUGCUCUGACAUGUCCUCCUACCUGAGCAGGUGCCAGUCCUGCAGGGUGGAGAGCGGCUGCUUCAUGGUGUACGACCGCACCAACUACAUGGGGAACCAGUACUACAUGAAGAGGGGCGACUACUCCGACUACCAGAACUGGAUGGGCAUGAGCGGCGUCAGGUCUUGCCGUAUGAUCCCCAUGCACAGGGGACAGUUCAGGAUGAAGAUCUACGAGAGGGAGAGCUUCGGCGGUCAGAGUCACGAGAUGAUGGACGACUGUGACAACAUCAUGGACCGUUACCGCAUGAACGACUGCCAGUCCUGCAACGUGAUGGACGGCCACUGGCUGAUGUACGAGCAGCCCCAGUACAGAGGCAAGAUGAUGUACAUGAGGCCCGGAGAGUACAGGAGCUUCAGGGACAUGGGCAUGAGCGGCAUGAGGUUCAUGAGCAUGAGGCGCAUCAAUGAUUCCUGCAACUAAAUGAUAACAAAAUGUUUCUUGAAUGCAUCAAAAGCCAAUAAAUGAAAAAUUUCUACAGA
Pseudoliparis swirei is the source of this 620-nucleotide messenger RNA. RefSeq names its product gamma-crystallin M3-like. Gene Ontology annotation, biological process: lens development in camera-type eye; visual perception. Lineage: Eukaryota; Metazoa; Chordata; Actinopteri; Perciformes; Liparidae. Gene Ontology annotation, molecular function: structural constituent of eye lens. The coding region runs from base 10 to 561 and encodes 183 amino acids. The record is from RefSeq and is a predicted model, not a curated record. The transcript is spliced from 3 exons.